This is a messenger RNA of Rotaria socialis, 663 nucleotides long. The record is from the annotation of a GenBank genome assembly. Lineage: Eukaryota; Metazoa; Rotifera; Eurotatoria; Philodinida; Philodinidae.
AUGAUUAAGCGACUGCUAAAUGCGGCGGGAAAUAUGAUGUUAGAAUUAUUGGAUGAGGCAGAGUCAGAACGUUCGAAUACUCACAACCCUCAUCGUGCGACAGGAUCAGAGGUGCUUGUGUGUGAAUUUUGUCGUGAAAGCUUGAGGCAAGACUUGCUUCAUCAACACAAAAUAACAUGUCCGCAAAAUCCGGCAAGAGCUCGGGUACCUCAUUCACGUCGAGAUAUUCAGCAUCGGCGUCAGCUAUCGCCUCUUCCUCAUGAUGUAUCACAUCGUUUGCUGCGCCCUCCUCCAAUACCUCCACGCUCUCCUCCAAUACAUCUACACCAUCCUCCGAUGCCUCCACGCUCUCCUCCAAUACAUCUACACCCUCCUCCAAUACCUCCACGCCCAAUACGUUCUCAAUCACAGAAUUUACCUACCUCAAUAACGACACGAAUUCCUGAUGCUUUGCUAUGUCCCAUCACAUCGGAUCUUUUUGAGGAUCCUGUGCUUGCAGAAGAUGGACAUACUUACGAAAGACAAGCAAUUGUUCAAUGGAUUCGACAAAAUGGAACAAGCCCGAUAACACGGGAGCCAUUGCACGAGAAAAAUCUUCGAACCAAUUACACAAUUCGCAAGCUUGUCGAAGAAUUACACUUGAACAACUCACUUGUUUCCUGA